CUGUCAUUUAAUAAAGGAAAGUCAGGCAACCAAAAGAGAAAAGAAAGACAGAGGGAGAAAGCAAUCACAGGGAAAAUAUCAAUACAGCUUGCUGGCAGUGUUUCACAAUGGUGACAUGGCUAGCAAGCUAAUAUUAAGUUAGCUUGCUGAGAAAUUAUGCCGCAUUGCCUUCAGUUUCAGAAGCAGCCUCAGAAAGUGGAUCAGAUUUGGUGGAUUGGUUUUCUUUUAUAACUAACAACUAACCAUUAUUUUCAUAAAUUAAUUGAUUAAUCGUUCGGUGCAUGAAAUGAAGAUUUUUGUGCUAUGCCGCUGAUUAUUCCUAAUGCAGUGGUGAAAAGUACAUUUACUCAAUCUGCAAUCUAGGUGGAGGGACACCCUGCUUGUCCUGCCUGUAGAGGAGCAGAUAGCUGGCUGGCUUGGUGGUGAAGCGCCUGUCUGUAGCCUGGCUCUCUCUGCUGUGUGCUGUAGAGGAUAAGAAGGAGGCCCUGGGAUUCCUGGCGACACCGUGGAAGAGGUGGAUCAGUCAGAGAUGAUUCCUCAUGAAGUCUGUGGAGCUCAUUUUGUGAGCUGGAGUGACUCCAUCUUCUCUGGUCUGAGACCUGGAGCUGUCUACCAGUGAACGCAAAGAGAGCCAGAGCCACGCGGCACACAACCAUCGAGUGGAGGAGAGAGCGAAAGAGAGACCCAAAAGAACUUAGAAGUACUACCCGGGAAUAUUAAAACCAGUCUGUCACAAUGAAAUCCAACCAGGAGCGGAGUAAUGGAUGCCUGCCUCCUAAGAAGCGUGAGAUCCUGGCUCUAGAGCAGAGGCCAGUGGCAGUCACCACAGCAACACCUCCAGCUGCAGUGGUUACUGACAGUCCCCACACGGAGAACCUAGCAUGGCUGGCAAGCGUAGCCAGUGAACGCUGCAAAUCCAGGGACGCUGACAGCCCGAGAUGUCCCAUCAUUUCCUCCACUUCCUCUUCUCCUUCCACCUCUAUCCCCUCCUCGGCCACUCCUCUGUCUGCGGUGCCCUUGGCCUCUCUGCCUGCAGUUUACCCCACAGCCCUCCCCCAGCAGGCCGGGACUAUCCAGUUUGCUCAGCUGGGACCCAACGUUCAGUUCAUCAGCUCUGGGCCGUAUGCUGGCUACAUCUCCUCCCACAUCAUCUCCACUAAUGCUGGCUCUGCACCUAACAGCUCUGCCAUAGGACAGCGUCCCCACCUGGAUGGUUACACCACUGCCCUCAUCUCCCCCAACACCAAAGGUGAGCAGCAGCAGUUUCAAAUAGGCCUCUCUCCCUCAGAACUGGCUCCUGUGUCACUUCCAAGCUCUCCCCACGUCACCAGCCAGUACAUCCAUCUGGACAGCAGAACACCUCUGACUGUCAGCGGAAACACGGUCACUUCACAGACGGCCCACCUCCAGCUCCAUCCUCACACCGCCGUCCUGCCUCAAACGCUUACCCUCACUCCCUCCCAGCUGGUGGUUCAGUAUGCAGAUGGUUCACUGGGAAAGAAACCAGAGGGGCAUGCUAAGGGCAUGUUGAAUGGGGAAUUUGAGAUGGUCAAACAGACUAAAACUCCCAGUCACCCAGCAAACCAUCAGCAGAUCCACAGCUAUGAGGCCAGACAUAUCCUCCUGCCUGCAGACUAUGGCCAAAACCCUGCAGGACUCCAGACGUCCUUGGUGCUUGUGGCCCAGCCCAACCAUGGAGCGGAACGUGAAGCUGGCUCAAAUAAGAUCUCGUUAGUCCAGACUGAGAAAGGAGGCAUCUGUUUGGGGAAACCAGUGUCCAGAUCCUCCUCUUUCACCUCCCUCUCGUCCUCAGAGGUGGUGAAGUCUGUUGCUCCUCACACAGUCAUCCAGACCACUCUUGCCUCCGAGGAGCUGCCAGCCAGUCUGUAUUCCUCCACACAGCCACCCAUCAUUGGCUAUAUCACCAGUGCAAAUCAGCACGCUGUCAGCUACCACGCAGCACUGCCUCAGCACUUGGUCAUCCCGAGUGGCCAGUCCCUCCUCAUCCCAGUCAGUGGCACUAGUAACAGCACAGAAAUUGAGGUUAGUCGUUCUGUCAACGCCAUGACUGCCACCACUACCCCUCAAAUAUCCACCGCCAUGCCGCAUGCCUAUCUGGCCACAGCCCUGUCAAAGUGUGAGGCGCUUGGGUCAGAUGGAAAUCAGCCACCCCCUGCCGUCGCACAGGCACCAGCGCUGCCGGUCCUGCCCUCAAUCCCGGGUCCUACAGUGGUGUCAGCUCCCUCCCCAACUCCUGCUAGUGUCCCCACUCCUGCACCUGUUUCUAUUCAAGCCUCCCCCACUGUCUCCUCUUCCUCUUCCCCUGUGGCGCUUCCUCCGUUCUUCAUGCGAGGCUCCAUCAUCCAGCUGGCUGAUGGGGAGCUGAAGCGUGUGGAGGACCUCAAGACUGAGGACUUCAUCCAGAGUGCGGAAAUUAGCAGUGAGCUGAAGAUUGACUCCAGCACUGUUGAGCGUAUUGACAGUGGGCAAAGUCCUAAUGCUGUGGUCAUACAGUUUUCUGUGGGAGAGCUCAAAGCCCAGGUGUGUGUGGAGGUGCUGGUGGAGUAUCCCUUCUUUGUAUUUGGCCAGGGCUGGUCGUCCUGCUGCCCAGACCGGACCACCCAGCUGUUUGAGCUGUCCUGUGCUAAGCUGUGUGUGGGUGAUGUAUGCGUGUCGCUGACCCUCCGCGGCUUGAGGAACGGCUCAGUGACAGACAGCCAGGCUUGUGGGACCAAGCUGAAGACCGGUCACCCCUCUGACAUCCACAGUGUGGAUGCCACUGUAAGAAACAGUAUGAGUCCAAACGCUGCAGGCAGUAACAGCGGCCUCCUCAUGAAGGCUUCCAGUGCAGACAGGCUAGAGAGGGAGCAGGUAACUGGCCCAGGACCAGGGCUAGAGUUACCACCGGGAUUGGGACUAGUUACAGGACAAGGGGAGGGGAUCUAUGGCGCUGGACCAGUGCUGACAGUCUCGGGGACUGGAGAAGUAAGACAGGAAGCAGUGAAAACAGACAUUCCUGCUCUUACCAAAAUACAAUGUGGUGAUCCAGAGAGACCCACAGGCCGCAAGAGACGCUGGUCAGCUCCAGAGCGAGACCAGACUGAGAGGGCUGAGGAGGAGCCUCCUUUGACUCUGCCCAAACCCUCCUUCAUCCCUCAGGAGGUUAAAAUCUGCAUAGAGGGGCACUCCAGUGCUGGGAGUGAAAGGUGCUUGAACAAAAGAGUAGACUGUUGAGAGAACUUAAAGGAAUUUUGAUUACAUGUGGUUUACUUUGUGUUUGUCCCCUCUCUUUUCUCCAUCCAGACUACUGUAAUAUAAUCUGAGUUUACACACUAUUCACGUUUCCUUUUCUUUCACACAAGUCUGAUAUCAACGAUGAAGUAUAGUAGAGCACCUUCAUAAGUGGUAUCACACACGAGAUCAGUGCAAUCAAUGCUGAAAGCAACAAUGAAUGCAGCGUGAAUGUCGCCUGAGAGACAUUCGACUUACGUCUCACAUAUGAUAAGCUGGAUCUCCUUUGUCACGUGGCUUAAACCUGUUGGAUGAAGACCAGUCAACCAUUCCUCUUAUCACAUGAACAAGCACAGUCCCAGAUGUCAGCGUGCAGAAAAUGGAUAAGCAUGUUUAGCCUCUCAUCUUGUCUGCUUCACCGUUUAUUUGGUUUGUAGUGACGUUUAUGAGUGGUUGGAGUCAAAGAGAAACCUUUGUAGUUUCAAUGACAAGGCUCAAUCGUCAUGGAUGGGAUCUAUGCUGCCUUGCGUAUCUAUAUUUUCUGACUCUUUUUUUCGUAUCAUUACAGAUGUGUGUUUGCUACUGCAGGUGGCCUUGUGCCACUUGUCUCUAUGUGUAUGUGCCUGAGUUUGCUUGUGUUUUUCUGUGUGGCUGUCAGACGGAGCACAUGAUCUGUGUGGGUGUAGCUGAGAGCUCAGUUGUCAAUACAACCUGAAUGUAAAUCACUGAAUUUGUCCUCGAAACUAACUAAUGAAGUCAUCCAUAUGGUGCAUGCUACACCAGUGGAGUAUGCUGAGAAUUUGAUACCAUUGCUUUUGCAGUAUGUGGGUGACAGCAUCGAACAUGGGUGCAUCCCUCUGAUAUAGUUCCCCAGUCAAAUUCACCGUUAUACUUUUUUUUCCCAAAGUAUUCUUUUGUCUUCCUUCCUUUCCUAAUGUCUGUCUUUAACCCUGGCUGCUAUGAGCAGCUAUUAAACUGAGGGGGAAAGUACGGUAUUUCUAUCACAUUUCUAUCAAUCCAAAAAUUAAUGAGCUUUUAGCCAAUUUAUGUAUGGACUUACUUCUCAUUCUACAAUAUAAAUCAUAGUUGGGGCAGCGCAGCAAACUAAACAAAACACUAACCUUUUAGAUUUGAUAUGGCAAACUUUCACGUCCAGCAGACACAGAGAAACAUUAACAUCCAUUUGGUGUCAUGUUUCAGGCGGUCUGUUGAAUGCAAGUCCAGUUCAUCCCACUUUUAGCUCUGUUUUUGGACUUGACCAACACCUGAGAGGAACAUCUGGCCUUUAAAUUGCUAAAUUCUCCAUCAUGUUCUCCAGCCUAAUUGCUAACAUUGUCUGUUUGCAGUUUGGUGCCGGGCAGGUAGUUUAUAGUGGGUUUACCAAAGCUUUUUCACUGAAACAACUGCCUGCUGCGCCUGAAAUUGAACGGUGAGUGAAAGUUGCUGGCCAUAAAACCAAAACAGUGAGCUGAAGGAUGCUAACAUGCUCGGCAGAGCUGGGUAAUAAUUUCACAUUACACAUCUGACCCAUUGUUGAUAUAAAAAUAUUGAUUAAAGCAACUUAAAAUGCAAACAUACCAUAUGAAAAAAAGUGAUGUAAUAUUUAUUUACUGAUGGAAAUUUGUACCAGCCCCUAUGCUAUUUGCUUUCUUGACAGAAGACUAUGGCCUUAGAUAUAUGUACCUAGUUCAAAACAGCACAUGGCUUUUAGGGUUUUGCCAUUAAAACCUGUUUUCCUCAAUUAUGGUAUGCCUUUCAUAAGUCCAUACCUAUUACAUCAGCGUACUGCUCUUUUGAUUAAAACAGCUUUCUUUCUCUUAGAUCAGAGUACAUUUCUUUCUUAGAAAAGAGCCAAAAUAAAUAUCCUACAGUUCAUACUCAGGAACAGUGUGUAUCUGUAUGUGUGUGUAAACAGACAGUGUGUGUGGGGUGUAUGUGGAUGUGUGCGUUCUGAGCAGCAGCACUUUGAUGAAGCAUCAAGCGACAGUGGUGGUGGUGUCCCCCGUUCCUCAGCUGUUUGAUAUAAUGAGAAUAAUCAACUGACUGUUUUUCACCACAUCACGUCCUACAGGUUUAUCAUUGAGAGAAAAACCUUAUAGACCGGGGCAGGGAAUGUAAACACACAUCGGGCAAACUAUCUCAGCUUUAUUUUUGAUGACAGAGAGAGCUAAUAUACAGAGAAAGAAAGAGAGAUUUGUAGAGUUAACUAGCCAGCUGGUGUUCAUCAUGUACAGUAAAUUGUAUCCUUGAGAGUGUACAGUGUGUGUGUAUAGAUAUUCUUACCCUUAUGUAACCUAUGUACUGUAUGUGCCACAGCGCCUCUUUCUUCAAUCAUUCCAUUAACUCACCAAUAUCAAAUGGUCGUUUUUGUCAGUUCAGGUAUUGCUCUAAUGUUCAUGAAUGUGCUACAGUUCUUUGGGAACGUCUACAUAAUCUGGCCGCCUCAGAAAUCAAUUUGACUUGCACGCUUACUACACUACAGUGUGUGUGAAUUUGAACUGCGGUUUAUCAUAAUAGCCAUUAACCUUUUAUAAUUCUUGAAAGGUGUUUAUUGUAAACCCAGACUGUUCUCUUCUGUUUGUGUUUGACUGCUCAGGCUAAACACUGCCCAGUGACUGUUCUUCUCCAAAACAAUGUGGUAUUGUAUUUUUCACUGUUAAAAAGUAGAGGUACUGUUUCAUCA
Molecule: messenger RNA, 5914 nt
Organism: Micropterus salmoides (largemouth bass)
Lineage: Eukaryota; Metazoa; Chordata; Actinopteri; Centrarchiformes; Centrarchidae
Product: ataxin-1-like
Exons: 4
Coding region: 736-3234 (832 amino acids)
Biological process (GO): nervous system development; negative regulation of transcription by RNA polymerase II
Cellular component (GO): nucleus
Molecular function (GO): RNA binding; protein binding
Source: RefSeq, a predicted model, not a curated record